Messenger RNA from Exaiptasia diaphana, 1277 nucleotides. Its product is annotated as ribonuclease H1. The coding region runs from base 51 to 911 and encodes 286 amino acids. The record is from RefSeq and is a predicted model, not a curated record. The transcript has 7 exons. Lineage: Eukaryota; Metazoa; Cnidaria; Anthozoa; Actiniaria; Aiptasiidae. Gene Ontology annotation, molecular function: nucleic acid binding; magnesium ion binding; RNA-DNA hybrid ribonuclease activity. Gene Ontology annotation, biological process: DNA replication, removal of RNA primer.
UUCCCGCGCGUUUAUAAUCUGACUUGUGGUCCUGAAGUUUUAGUCGUUGAAUGCUUCGUCGUUUUAUAAAGUCCUUGCCUGAUUUAGUCAUGGGCAAGAAUAGAAGCAAGGGUGGCUACUAUGCYGUGAGAAUAGGCCGUUCUACUGGCGUAUUUCAUUCCUGGGAAGAAUGUCAACAGGCUGUCAAUGGCUACUCUGGAGCAAGAUUUAAAAAAUUUGGUUCACAUGAAGAAGCAUCCAACUUUGUUGGUGGUUCCGACUCUGGUUUUUCAGGCGGCCAUUCCUCUUCAUAUGAUUCAAGUAGUUAUUCUGGCCAUCAAAGUUAUUCAAGACCAAGGUAUACAACUUACAACAAUGGUGUUUACAGACCAAGAAAUGACUUCAAACRUACAACAAGGAAAACRCAAUACCUUAGUCAACUCCCUUCUGCAAUUACAUGUACUGGUAGGGGAUCUUCAAGUGAGAGUGAACGUCCAGUUGUUUAUAGUGAUGGYUGUUGUACUGGAAAUGGUAGAUAYGGAGCCAAAGCUGGURUUGGUGUUUACUGGGGACCAGAUAGUCAUAAUAAUAUUAGUGAAAGGUUAARUGGCACACAAACAAACCAGAGAGCAGAAAUAACUGCAGCUUGCCGAGCUAUAGAAUCUGCCAAAAGUCGUGGUUACAAGUCUGUAGAAGUGCGUACAGACAGCAAGUAUACCAUUAAUGGAGCAACAGACUGGGUGAAAAAGUGGAAAGCGAAUGGUUGGAAGACUAUUAACAACACUGAUGUCAAGAAUAUGGAUGACUUUAAAAAGUUGGACAAAUUAUGUGGAGAGAUGAAUGUUAAAUGGACCCAUGUCGCUGGCCACAGUGGUCACCAUGGCAAUGAGAUGGCUGACAGUCUAGCUAAAGCUGGAUCCAAGUUGCCUUAGAGCACCAGAAAUAUAUUAUGCUCACCUACAUGUUUAUGUAGUUCCUGUUCUAAAAUGUUUUGUUGCUUUACAAAACAAUGUAUUUAUAAGACUGUUGUUUAUUUGCUAUUUGCAUGUAUGCAUGUAGGACAUGGCAGUAAAGUUGUAAACUGCUUGAAUAAGUUUGAUUUCCAGCUAUGCAGCAAACACAAAAACAGUCAUAGAUGAUGUAAAAGUAUGUAAAAGAUAUUUCAGAUAAAAACUACACUAUAGAUAUUAUAUAUUAUAAAUUGGGAACGGAUGUAAAGGAGAUUAAAAUUGCAUAUAUUUAGAAAGAUAUAUUUUUUGUUACAGUUAUAGAGUUUGAAAUAAAAAUUAGAUGUUGUA